Molecule: messenger RNA, 1617 nt
Organism: Drosophila serrata
Lineage: Eukaryota; Metazoa; Arthropoda; Insecta; Diptera; Drosophilidae
Source: RefSeq, a predicted model, not a curated record
GAAGCAAUAUGUUCGGAUGCCCUGUUGGCAAAAGAAGAAAUUUACAAUAAAUGGAGCUCAGAAGGGAACUUAACCUCAAAGGAAAUUCAGAAGCCCUGCAGGGCUGCAGAACGUCUGUUCAGAAGCUUGGCAGAACUGGCACAGGCGGGAAAGUUUUACGUUGCGAUCUUGAAGUAAUAAAUAGUGGCCAUCAUGUUAGCUGCUCCCCAAACCGGUCAACCAAGGCCAGGACCCACCAAAGUAGUGCGCUGUACUACCGAGUACACUGUGGAGCAGUUGUACCGCACCCUUCGCCUUUGCCUCAGAUAUAUGGCAGAUGGCAGCGAAAUCUUCAAUCGUGUCAUCAACGGUCUGGGGAAUAUUUAUUUCAUUCCCAUGCUGAGUCACCUAUCGAAGGCGGAGCUGCAUCGCCUGAUCCCAAUGCUGAGCCAGAAGCUAAAGUGUCUGCGUCUCCAGGUGAGCGACAUACCCAAGCUGCAAGCCAUUUGCCGACAGUUGGACGUCCACUUGGUCAACACCCGGUACUGUGCGCUAUUAACCGAGAGGGACAGUAAGAAUACAGAAGUAAAACACAUCGAAUUGCUGGGCGAGGUGCUGCCCAAUCUUGAGAUAUUGCACGUCUCCUGCCCCAUCCAAGGUCAUUUCCCAGUCCUGGGAAAAGUGCACACCCUUCAUCUGAACAACGUCUCUCAAGCAACUUUGGCUGACCUGCUCCAGAAGUGCCCCCAACUGGAGCACUUAGAGCUACGCAACUCCACAUGUGUGUACGAUGUGCAAAAGAUCGGGCUUUGCAAGCUUAUAAAGGACCUCCAGCUGCCUUUGGAAAUAACGGCUCCGCUGGCCAUCGCCCAUCUGACGAACCUUAGGCAUCUCUCACUGCAAUGCAAACGGCUCUGGCCGGAAUCGGCCUGGCUACCCACUGUGUUGACCAUCAUUCUGGCCAAACGGUUCGCUCUGGAACGUCUUACCAUAGACGGGACUUGGCUCGUGGGUCCUCUGAUCCUCUCCAAGCUGCAACUGACCCAUUGCACGGCUCUCAAGGAACUGAGUUUGAGCAACUGCAAGGUGAUCGACAGUGGCAGAAAUCCUCUUCCCCUUAUCUGCCAACAACUUAGUUUCCGAAAAUGCCACCUGAACAUGCUCCAUGGCUUCGUGGUCACCCAGCAAAUGUUAAGCCAUCUGAAUCUGUUCGAUUGCCAGGUUCAGUGGAAUGGCCAUCUACUACGGCACCUUUUGGAUCUGAGUAAGCGCCGGCUCGGGCCCCCACCACUUCACCUUCACUUUAGCCAGUCUACGCGGCUGCGAUCGGAGUACACCAAGUGGGUAACGGAGGAGUUGGAGGCCUCGAAGCCUUGGUUGCAAGUGAAGGAAGUGGAACCAGCAACUUGGAAGCACCCACUGGGUAUGAUCACAAUGGAGUUUGGCCGCCCGAUUAACUUUCUACCCAACCUCCAGCGCCCGUUGGAGAGUAUUCCGGUUGCUGCCGAUCUCCUCAAGGAUUUUGAUUCGUAUUUAAAAGAUUAAGUAUAACUUGGACCGUAAAAUUAAAUAUUUCUGUCCACUUUUUAGCAAUAGAUUACAAUUAUUUGUGUAUAAAUGUAACGAUUGAAUUGUCAU